This is a messenger RNA of Falco peregrinus (peregrine falcon), 3889 nucleotides long. It is a transcript of the gene TRIB2, whose product is annotated as tribbles pseudokinase 2. The record is from RefSeq and is a predicted model, not a curated record. NCBI's taxonomy places the organism in Eukaryota, Metazoa, Chordata, Aves, Falconiformes, Falconidae. Gene Ontology annotation, biological process: positive regulation of proteasomal ubiquitin-dependent protein catabolic process; regulation of MAP kinase activity; protein phosphorylation. The transcript has 4 exons. Bases 952 to 1983 code for a protein of 343 amino acids. Gene Ontology annotation, cellular component: nucleus. Gene Ontology annotation, molecular function: ATP binding; mitogen-activated protein kinase kinase binding; protein kinase activity.
UCAGCCUGCGCGCUGGGCACCGUGCGGGCGUGCGGCGGCCGGCAGCGAGGCACGGAGGCAGCCAGCGUCCCCGCCACCCUUUCGCUUAUUGCCCUUACAGCCCCCGCAGCAAGAAGUCGGCCCCCUUCUCGCCGUGCUGGUUUUUCCUUUCUUUGUGCGUGAACUACAUCAAAACGCCGCGAAGGCGCCGAGCCCCCAGACAGAAACCCCGCCGUGCCGUGGAAACGUGAAGGCGUUCCGCUUCCCUUGCCCGUGGUUGCACUUUUUGUUCUGUUGAGGCGGCCGCGACAGCGACAGCGCGCUCCUUUUCGCCGGCGCGGAGCGGUGCGCCGCCGGUGCCUGCGCGGAAGCCGCCGGUGCGCGGCCCCCCCCCCCCUCCCCCCGCCGCCGAGCCUCCCGCCGCGCCGGGCGCUCUUUUGUCGGCCCGGCCGCUGCCCGCUCUAAGUUAAAUGCUCCCUCGCUAUUUCGCGGGGCAUUUUCGGAGCGCCCCGGGCGCCAGCGGCGAGGCUCCCGCGCCAUCUACAGCCCGGCCGCGGCAGCGCGGCUCUGCCUCGCCGUAGGAGAGAGAAAGGACGAUCCCCGCUGCGCACAGCGCGUUACCUAACCUUUUGUUUUCGCCCGCGCUGCGCGCCCGCGGGAGCGGCGGCCGCCGAGGCCCGGCCGCGCCGCCCCGCGCUGCCGCCCCCCUGCCCCGCGCCGCCCCGGCACCGGGCGCCGCUGCCCCGCCGCCGCGCUGCUCCGCGCCCGGCCGCCGGCGGGAACAAAGGGCCGCGGGCUGAGCGCUCUCUCCCUGUGCCCAGGACGCGGCGCUGAGGCUGGUCGCCCGCCGCCGCCGCGCUCCCGCUCCCGCCCCCCCCCCGCCACACAAAGGCAGCCGCAGCUGGACGGGCGAGGGACCGCGCUCCACGCCAGGGCUCCGGUGCAGCGUCUCGGCUGGUCUUCUCCAUACUCAUGAACAUACAAAGGUCAACCCCUAUCACGAUAGCACGAUAUGGGAGACCGCGGAAUAAAACCCAGGAUUUUGAGGAGCUCUCGUCCAUACGGUCCAUCGAGCCAAGCCAGAGUUUUAGCCCGAAUCUAGGCUCGCCGAGCCCGCCGGAGACCCCGAACUUGUCGCAUUGCGUUUCUUGCAUCGGGAAAUACUUAUUGUUGGAGCCUCUCGAGGGAGACCACGUUUUCCGAGCCGUACAUCUGCACAGUGGCGAGGAGCUGGUUUGCAAGGUUUUUGAUAUUGGCUGCUACCAGGAGUUAUUAGCACCAUGUUUUUGUCUGCCUGCACAUAAAAAUAUCAACCAAAUUACUGAGAUAAUUCUUGGGGAGACAAAAGCGUAUGUGUUCUUUGAAAGGAGCUAUGGGGACAUGCAUUCGUUUGUUCGAACCUGCAAAAAGCUUAAAGAAGAGGAGGCAGCCAAACUCUUCUAUCAAAUAGCUUCUGCUGUUGCACACUGCCAUGAUGGUGGACUGGUACUGCGAGAUCUCAAGCUGCGAAAGUUUAUUUUCAAGGAUGAAGAAAGGACUAGAGUGAAAUUGGAAAGCCUAGAAGAUGCUUAUAUUUUAAGAGGAAAUGAUGACUCUCUUUCUGAUAAGCAUGGAUGCCCAGCCUAUGUGAGUCCAGAGAUCUUGAACACAAAUGGCAGCUACUCUGGCAAAGCAGCGGACGUGUGGAGUCUAGGCGUCAUGCUUUAUACCAUGCUAGUUGGACGCUAUCCUUUCCAUGACAUUGAGCCUAGUUCCCUCUUCAGCAAGAUCCGUCGUGGGCAGUUUAACAUUCCAGAAACUCUAUCCCCCAAGGCAAAAUGCCUCAUACGUAGCAUACUGCGUCGGGAGCCAUCGGAAAGGCUGACUUCACAGGAAAUUCUGGACCAUCCAUGGUUUUCUACAGAUUUUAAUGUAUCGAAUUCAGGAUAUGGUGCUAAGGAAGUAUCAGAUCAGCUGGUGCCUGAUGUCAACAUGGAAGAAGACUUGGACCCAUUCUUUAACUGAGCACACAGACUGGUGUUCAGAAGGUACACAACCUGGAGAUGGACGCAUGAAGGAGCCCUUCCUGACCGUGUUAAAUCACAUCCUGCAUCAGCCUAGCUUGGUAGCAAAAGACACUCGGAGGUCCUCGGAUUGAGAAGGAACCUCCACAAGGAGCUAAUAUAACAAAUGUAGCAUGGGGACAGACUGGGGGUGGGGGUGGGGGGCGGGGGGAGCUUGCUAUCAGGUUAGAUUGAUUUGGAGGAGAAAAGGCAGCAUGGAGCAAUUGUAGCUUCUCACCUUUUUGGAGCCAAGGAGACUGCACAUGCCAAUUCUGGUGCAGCUGUAUCACUCCUGUUUCUGUUCCAUUAAAAAUAGUGGUAACUCACAACAAAUAAAAACUUUUUUGCCUCAGCUCACAUCUUGGCAUCGCACUGUUAGAUAUUUAACUUCAGCCAUUAUUCAGGGAAAGUACAAUUGGCUAACAUUUUUUUUAAUCGGAUGUCUAAUAAUUAAUGGGAUUAAUUUAAGAAAAAAAUUAGGUGCACAAAGACGGACAUGAAAAGUGGGUGCUAAAAACAAACAAAAUUUCAGUUCAUGUCUCUUGAUAGCUAUUUUCAACUCAUUUCUUCUAAAUAAACUACUUAAUAUUCUUGUCAGGAAAUGACAUUUUAAUGCUUUGUUCCCUUAAGGGGAAGUAACUGUCAUUUAACAAGCUGUUCUGUUUUGUGUCAAAUGGUUUGUUGCAGGAAGCUAUUAUAACUCGAACUUCCAGAUGCAUUACUGCUAUAAUGGGGGGGUUGGGGGGAGAAGAAAACUGUAUAAUUUUUUUUUUUUUUUUAAGAUAUGAGAUAACUGGCUUCCAUAUCUGCCAUGCUGCACGUAUAUGACUAGAGAGGGCAGAAAGCCCUUAAUCAUGUCUUUAUCUGAGAACCGAUCUCUUCUUUAACUGACUGGCCCACAUGUAAAUAGAGGGCUCUUUAUUAUUGAAGAAGAGUAUUGUGGGGUUUUUUUUUUCUUUAAAUUCCUCUCAACUUGGGAAAAGAAUUGUUUGGGUUUGAUUUUUGUUUAUGUCCAGAAUAAGAAAUAAGAGGGUAUUAAUAAGCUGAACAUUUAUAUUACAGAUAUUCCUCUUGAAACAUACACAGUAAUAUGCACCUUUUGUAUUGUCAAGACUUAUUCUAUUUAUUGAAGAAAAUGUCACAGUAGUGAUGUAUUAAGCCAGUACUUCAAUUACGGGUUGACUUGGGAUGACAUGUUACAUGCUGUAGUUAACACACUUCUUUUCUGUUCAGGUAUUUCUGUCCCUAAAUAACUUUUUAUUUAGCUUCUUUUUCUAGAUAGCUUUAUUUGAUUUAGACUGGCAAAUGUUUUUAUUACUGCUUUUAUAUUGCUGUAUGAUAUUGAAAUCUCUUGGCAUAAAUAUUUGUGUUUCCAGUACCUCAGUUGUUCUGAUAUUACUGCCUGUAUAUGUUUUGUGAAGUGGUCAUGUUUUUUGGGUAGGUACAUGUGGACUCUGUAGUAUGUAAAUGUUACUUGAAUUUGUGCUUAAUUAUAGUAUGUGGCAUGUGCGUACAGCUACUUGGCAUUUGACGUAUGGAUGCUAUUUGCCUGCCUUGCAGGAAGGUUAUGGUCCCACUCUCAAGAGGAUGUUUCACAGUUCUUUAUCAAGAGACAAAGCUAGCUGCAGCUGACCUGCCUUGGUUCUAUUUUGGUAACUAAGAAUAUAAAGGAGCAAUGUUUUUACACUCUGAAGAUGGUGCUGUGUCAAGAAGGACUUUUUUUUUUUAUUUUAUAAGUACCUUAUAGGAGGAAAGAUUGGUGAUGUGCAUGGUGGGGUUUUACUGCCUCUGGUGCUUUGUCAUGUAUUUGGUUUAAUGUUUUUGUCCUAAUCUCUUCAAUAAAUAAAAUUGUGCAUAUUUAACUAAAA